This is a messenger RNA of Funneliformis geosporum, 157 nucleotides long. The record is from the annotation of a GenBank genome assembly. Lineage: Eukaryota; Fungi; Glomeromycota; Glomeromycetes; Glomerales; Glomeraceae.
UCGAACUCUGGGAUUGGGCCAAGCAGACUUUCUUAUGUAUUACCUUUUGAGAAUUCUAAAAGUACAUCACUUAUUUGCCAUCUUAGAAAAGAUUUACAAGGAAUUAUUCAUGCUUUCAAGACUGAAUUUCCAGAACUAAGGAUCAAGGAAUAUCAUG